This is a messenger RNA of Ilyonectria robusta, 891 nucleotides long. RefSeq lists its product as uncharacterized. The transcript has 2 exons. Bases 1 to 891 code for a protein of 296 amino acids. Gene Ontology annotation, cellular component: nucleus. The record is from RefSeq and is a predicted model, not a curated record. Gene Ontology annotation, molecular function: DNA-binding transcription factor activity, RNA polymerase II-specific; RNA polymerase II cis-regulatory region sequence-specific DNA binding. Gene Ontology annotation, biological process: regulation of DNA-templated transcription. Lineage: Eukaryota; Fungi; Ascomycota; Sordariomycetes; Hypocreales; Nectriaceae.
AUGUCGACUGGUAGGCGCAGCAUGCCUCCACACGUCUCGGACCAACCCGUCAAGAAGCAGAGUAAGUGGUCGCCAGAAGAGGAUGCACUCAUCAUCGAGCUCCGGGGGAGUGGUAUGAAGUGGGAGGAUAUCUCCAAGCGUCUCCCCGGCCGAAGCGCCAUCAGCUGUCGCCUCCACUAUCAGAACUACCUCGAAAGACGAAGCGAGUGGGAUGAAGAGCGCAAGAACAAGCUUGCGAGACUGUACGAGAGAUUCAAGCCAGAGAUGUGGGCAAAGGUCGCGGAGGAAAUGGCCGUCCCCUGGCGAGCAGCAGAGGCCAUGCACUGGCAACUCGGCGAGGCUGAUAUGGCUCGACGAGCCGGUGUGAUUCCAUUCUCCCUCGCUGCCGUCAACGUCGAUAACAACAUCAACAAUCAUCGAAACUCCCCCUCUCGCAGCCACGCCCACUCAGCCUCCCAGGGCAGUUUGCCCCGUGACUUGCGAGCUCCAUCUCCUCGAGCCAUCUACAACCGGCCGCAACCCAUGGCAGGUGUCCCAAGCGGCCGCACCAUCAUCUCUCGCCGCGAGUCGAUUCCUCCGCCCCCGAUGCCCAUGGCACCCGACCCCAACGAACUUCACUACGUGCCAGGACCUGGCUUGGCCCCGAUCCAGAACCAACCACCACCGCGAGGAGGAGGACUUCUUCCAGGAGUCGCCGAGCUCACUACGGGUGUAAGCCCAUAUAGCACUCCUGCAGGGGCAGCAACAAUUCCCAUGACUACUCCGCCAAGCCAGGCACCACUUCUCCCCGCCCUCGCGAGUUAUUCCAUGGAAACGGCCGGAUUGAAGCGACGAGCUAGUCCCGAUGACCGGCUCCAGCGCGAGUCAAGCCAUAGGCGGCGCAUGGCAUAA